Messenger RNA from Protopterus annectens (West African lungfish), 3842 nucleotides. RefSeq names its product DnaJ heat shock protein family (Hsp40) member C5 gamma (gene DNAJC5G). Lineage: Eukaryota; Metazoa; Chordata; Ceratodontiformes; Protopteridae. The coding region runs from base 198 to 776 and encodes 192 amino acids. The transcript has 5 exons. The record is from RefSeq and is a predicted model, not a curated record.
GUCAUAGAGUCAGCUAGGUUUUUGGGUUGGGAUUACCUCUGUAAAACCUGCUUCAUGUGGAAUGAUAAUAUCUGUACUCUGUGAAGCUGUGAUUGGAACGUGGUUGUGGAAAAAGACGCCCCCUAGCUCGAGUUUUCCAGCUGUGGCACUUAAAGACACUUUCCUACAGAGCUUGCGGCCACAGAAAGAUUUAGAGGAUGGAUGACCAAGAUAGACCACAGCGUAAAAUGUCCAGAGCGGGUGAAUCAUUAUAUGAAGUACUUGGCCUUAAAAAGGGGGCAACACAAGAGGACAUCAAAAAAGCCUAUAGAAAACUUGCACUAAAGUAUCAUCCAGACAAGAAUCCAGACAAUCCUGAGGCGGUAGAAAAGUUUAAAGAAAUUAACAAUGCCAACACUAUCUUGAACGAUGAAAACAAGCGGAGGAUGUAUGAUGAAUAUGGCUCCAUGGGAUUGUAUGCAGCAGAACAGCUUGGAGAGGAGGGAGUCAAGUACUACUUCCUAUUGAGCAAAUGGUGGUGUAAGGCUCUAGUCGUAUGCUGUGGAAUUUUCACAUGCUGCUGCUGCUGUUUCUGCUGUGGAAAGUGCAGACAUCCAGAAGAUAGUGAACAUUACCAGUAUGUAGAUCCUGAAGACUUAGAAGCUCAGAUACGAGCAGAACAAAAUUCAGGAGGAAACCCCACCAUUGUUGUGCAGCCAUAUUCAUCUACUGGUGCUUCAGAAUUCACACAGCUCUCUUCUGAACAGAAGGUCAGCUACUCAAGAAAUGAUGAGUAAUAAUGGGGAACAGUAUUUCAUCAUAUCUCAAGACGUUUACUUUGUCAGAUCUUUCUCAGUCCAUAUUCUGUUAAAGUUCUACCACUCAUAAAUAACCUUCUGUGAAACAUUUAUGUGGAAAGAGUUUGAAACCAAAAGUGAAGCAUACUCAAAUGAAGCCUUCAUAACAACCCAUCAGAAAAUAUCCCUCCACCCUUCCGCUUUGUAUCUGUUCAUUCCCUGUCUGGAAUAUGUUAUGUCCGACAGCUGAUGCUGUGUUUGGGACUGUUGUGGGGAUUGUGUUGAUUUUUAUCCUUCUCUUAAUCACCAGCACUGACUAUCUGUUAAAACUGUUGACUUGGAGGUACUGGAUUUUCUGCUGUCAUAUCGGUAAAGAGUGCCAUGCUUUCUCUGUUACUUCAUCCUGUUGUCACAUUAUGCACUACAUCUAGACCUCUAUGCAUUGUUGAGGGGACCAUGGACUGGCACUUACGAAGAGAUUAAUAAGCUGUUGACUGUGAUGCUGCUCCACAUACUAUAUUUAUGCAGAAGAUCCCACACAGAAGCUCAGCAGAGUUUAACAUUGACAAGCUGGGAGUAAUUGUGUGCUGUGGAUUUCAGAUGCCCAUUUCAUGUAUCGUAGUCAUUCAGACUGUGGAAACCAUUCUCUAGUGCCUGCUUCUGGCUAGAAUGUUAAAGGAUUUAGAAUAUGCAAUUUAAACAGUGUUUAUUAACUCUUAACAUGCCGGCUGUAUUUGCCUACUAAGAGGUUAUUGCAUGCAUAGUGUUAGUUUGUGCACCUGCUAUUGUCAUUGGGCCAUGAUUCAUUAUAGCUGUGUAAGUGCCACUUAUGUUCUCUUAACAUAUUCUCUGUCUUAAGCCAUAUUUUUUGGAACUGAUAAGCUGUCAUUCAGGACCCCUUAUGUUACUUGCUAGGAGUCGUUAAAAUGGCACAUCAUAGUAAAGCCAGUAAAUAUCUCUGUGUUUCUAUUUGUGUAGUCACAUGGCCUGUCUUAGAUUCACAGUCCAAGGCACCAAACGUGCUGAUGAGGGAGUAGUGAAGCCAAAGCACAGACCAGCUGCAGAAGCAGAUCAUAAUGCCAAAUAGUUUCUCUUACAGGUGUGGUCAUGAUGGAACUUGCCAAUAGGUUUUCUGGUGUGCAUUUGCAGCCUUAGUUGGUCCUUAACUAUAGGUACUUCCCUUUCAGAAGGGAAGGAAUCUUGGAUGGUCUAGGAGUCGAGGAUACACUAGCACACUGUUAAAUCCAGAACAAUUUAUGUACCCAUAAGAGACAUUUUCAACAGCAGUUCAGUACUAGUAGUAUUGGUAGUACAACAACAAGUUGUAUUAAGUAGUUGGAAUCCAGUCCUUCCUUUUUCAGCAAAGAAGCUUUUAUACUACAGGGUAUAACUUGCUGCUUAGGACCUUCAUACUUCUAAAGAACAACCUACUCUAGCAGACCAGCACCAGUGUCAAAUAGAAUAAUACUAUCAGUGUGUUUUGACAAAUUUACUAUAUUUAAAGUUUAGGGGGAACCAUGCAUGGAUGUGUUUGCAUCCUAGCCUUUAGUUGUGGAAGCUUCCACUUAUGGAAUUCUGCAGGUUUCCAUAUGGGGACAUUGUGAUUAGUCCUGAUUCAGAUGGUAUGCUAAUCCGUGUAAGAGUCCAGCCUUCUUUUAGGUCUUUGUUAACUUAAAUUUAUGACAUCUCUGUUUUACUCCCAUGUUAGAAACAUCACGGUUUGCUGGAAGGAAAAUUUUCUAUCCUGAAGUUAUGAAGUUUUGUCCUGUUAAAUGUUCAUAUUGAGCAGUGUAAAAUGGUUGUUUUAAGCAGUGGCUACAAGAACAAGUAGUUUGGACACUGAGAACUGUGUAAAAUUACUCACUAUGAUGGAUUACAUAUCUGAGCAGAUGCAGUGAUUUGAAGCCAACAGAACAGUGACCCGAGUCAGUGGUAUUAGUAUUUGGUUACCUUGUCCAUUUCAUUGUGCGACUUUCUUUUCUGAGGGUGCAGUUUGCCCCAGCAGUGACAAGAUCUCUGUCCAGAUUUCCAUGUUUAGCAUAUUUUCCUUUAACAUAUCUUUCAAGUGGUCUUUUAACUUCAACCCUCCUUUUUGGCUUGGGAUGUUGGUUUAUGUAAGGACAUACUUGUGCAGAUUAUUCUGAGCUCUCAACCUCUGGCACUGCCAGACUUUUUGCUUGAAAAUAAUCUUAGUGGCUGCAACCUCACAACAAAAGAAAGUUUUACAUAGCAGUUAGUGCAAAGGAUUACGACUCUAGCACUUAACAAGCUGCUUCCUGUAGCCAAGAGUACAGGGUGCAAAGGAUUACAACUCUAGCUCUUAACAAGCUGCUUCCUGUAGCCAAUGGUACAGGGUUUGAUUCCUUCCAUCUCCAGUUGCCUGCUGUGGAACUUUGAGUAAGUUACUUAACCAGACUGCUCCCAGGUCACCUCUGAAAAGGGACACGUUGUCUAGUGGGCUUACUUGGUUAAUAAAUAGAAAAUAAGUAACUAUUUAUCUGCAAUACCUUAAGAAGACCGACUUUUUUUUUUUGCAUUAAUAAUUUGAUUCUUCAUUUCUCUGGGAACUGUCAUUUUUAGGUGGUGUCAGGAGUUAUUCUGUUGUCAGUUUUCCUUUUUUCCUUUACUGAGCAUUCUGCCCAAUGUUUAGGAAUGUGCCACACCCAUAGUAUAUUGAGAGAACUCUUCUUCACAUUGUGAAACGUAAGGUGUUAGGAAGAAGUGUGUAGCUGUUAAAAUGUCUGAGAACCCUGUACCUCUUACUCUGGAAAAGAUUUUUCUCCAUGUAGACUGUUCUUUCAUUUAAAUUUUAUAAAGAUUAGACCAGUGAUACCACUCUCUUCUACGAGGAAGACAGGUGCCACCAUAUCUAUUUUUUUUUCCAAACAUCUUUAUUAAAUCUUACAUAUAUAUAAAUGAAAAACAUAGAGGCUUUUACUUUAGUUGCAGUUUACAUCAUAGACACCAUUGAAACAACUGUAGUUGCAAACCUUAUACAUCACUUAUAAACCAUCAGUCAUUGUCAGUUAAACAUUAUAUAGCUCAUUCAAAUCCCGCUUCUUAAAA